Messenger RNA from Paramecium octaurelia, 1628 nucleotides. The record is from the annotation of a GenBank genome assembly. NCBI's taxonomy places the organism in Eukaryota, Ciliophora, Oligohymenophorea, Peniculida, Parameciidae.
AUGGAUCUCAUCGAUGAAGCUCAGCUGUCCUUCUCUAACAAUCUGAUGACCUAAGAUGGAUGUAGUGAUUUUAUUUCUCUGCUACCCAAGAUAAUGAAACUAUAAUAAUAAUUCAAUAAAUACAAAUUGUAACAUUAAAUUUUACUUAAUUUUAUUUUUAGAAAUAAUUUGUUUACUAUUACUUCUAGAAAAUAAGAGAUUGAUAAAAUUAAAUUAAAAUAAUGCAUCCACAUAUGUCCAACAAUUUAAAAAAAAUCAAUUUCAACACAUAUAAUGCUUGAUUAAUUUUCAAAUUUAAAUUCAAUAUCAUUAGAUUUGAAACUUUACAUCAAUUUUAUAAUUAAUGAAUUUUUCUAGCAAAUAGCUAUCCUGCUGAAUACAUUUGUAAAUGAUUUGUUCAUAAUCAAUAAUAUUCCAUUAACAUCACAUUAAUUCUAAAGGCAUCAUUAGAAAUUGUAGAUUAGCGUAUUAAAAAAAACUAAAUAGUGACUUUUGUAAUCAAAUUCAUAAAGGAAAACAAAAAUCAGAAUUAGGAAUGAAAGUUAAAAAUUAGUUACAAUUUAAAAGCAAAACCAAAAAUAGCGUGAGCACUAAAAUAUAGUUUAGAUCGUUUGUUAUAUUAUGCAAAUGAAUUGAAGCAGCAUCAUUUAUUAUUUCAAAUCAUUAAUCUAAAUUAUCCAUUAUAUAUUAAAGAUUUUUUGAAAUUAAUAGUUGAUAAUUUAUUAUCAUUCAAAUUAAAUGUGAGAACCACAGAUAAGCUUCAAAUAAUUAUUUAAUUUUCAAGAGAAAAUAUCAUAUCUAAUAAAACAAGAACAGGGCAUUGUCUUACUUUUUGUUACUUGAUAAAAAUGGAGUCAAAAUUAAAAGUAAACACAUGAUUAUUUUAGGCUUUUUUUGUUAUUUGAAUAUAUUUUUAAUUUAAAAUCAUUGUUAUUCAAUUUAUAAUAAAAGGAUUUAGUUGGGAUGAUUAGAACAAAAUUAGAUUGCAUACUUAACAAUUUGUAUGUAAAUAAAGAAUAAAACUUAUCAAUAUUUCUUAUAUCCAAGUAUUGGGAUGUAAUACAUUAGGAGAAUUGAGAGAAUUUGAAGAAUACUUCCUAAGGAAAUAUUAGAGUAAUUAAUUUUAAAUAAAUUGAAUUGUUCAGUUAAUACAAAGAUAUCCAAUAUUUUGUGAGUAAUAGUCCUUCGGCAUAAUUGCAGAAAGUAGUAAAUAAGUGAUUUAAACAAUAAUAUUGAUUUUGUUGAUUAAUUUUGGGAGGUUGAGAAUAGAUCCUAAUUAUGAGAGGGAUGUGAAGUUUUCCUACUUUUGGAAUAAAGACUCUAGAGAACAAUUGAUAUAAGGAUUGACCGAGAUAAUGAAGGAGCGAGAGUUGUCAAUAGUUUUGGCUUAGAAUUGUGUUUAUUGUGAUUUGAAAACCCUUCAAAGCCAAGAAUUGUAUUGCAAAUUCCUUGUUAGAAUUCCUUUUAUAGUAUCUCAUCAGUGUCGAUAGAGAAUAAAUUUGUUUAAGAGAUCAUUGAUAUAGAUUAGAAUUAUAUUUUUAUAUAUUAUAAAUUUAACUAUCAGAAUGCUCGAAAAUAAUAAUAAUGCCUUUAUGAGUUGUAGUGUUUUUAAGAGAGUGGUAUUUUGA